Molecule: messenger RNA, 354 nt
Organism: Protopolystoma xenopodis
Lineage: Eukaryota; Metazoa; Platyhelminthes; Monogenea; Polystomatidea; Polystomatidae
Source: the annotation of a GenBank genome assembly
AUGCCUCUGAGUGUUGGUUAUAUUGUGACUCAUGACCACCUCGGGCCAUUUCUCAUCGUCUUUCUAAACAAAUCAAAACCCACCUACACCCUAGCCUCUAAGUUCACCGGAAAGCAGAACUCUCCUACCAUCCCCGGUGAGUCCUGCACCACUCUGUUGCAUACUCGCCGUAUGGACUGCGAGCCCCGAGAACACAUCUGGCUGUCUCUAGGGGAGCUGGCCCAACUCGGCCUCGAAAGCCUCGCCGGUUCUCGAGGGCUCUUAUCCUGGGGGCUACCAUCGCCGAAACGCCCUGAGGAGGUUUAUCGGUUCAAUAUGACAACCGAGCCACGAGUCACUCCUUCCCCGAGGUAG